GGCUAAUCUUUUUGGUUCAGCCUGCUGUGCUACCAUGGCAAAGGGUGGUUCUAGUUAUCGGAUUUCAGCGACUCCUGUAACCAUAUUCGUGCACUUACUAGCGAUAUCUAUUGCAACACUCAGCCUGGUUUGGCUCAUCAAGUUUCGUGAAGGUUUCGCUUUCAAUUCCCGUAUCAAAGCCAAGAUUUUCAAUUUGCAUCCUCUUCUCAUGAUUCUUGGAUUCCUUUUGUUUUCCGGGGAAGCUAUCGUCGUGUACAAGGCAAUACCUGCAAACCGAAAAGCACAAAAAACCGUUCACCUGAUAUUGCAUUUUAUUGCACUUGCUGCUGGAAUUCUGGGUGUUUAUGCAGUUUUCAAGUUUCAUAAUGAAGUCCACCUCCCAAAUAUGUACACCCUACAUUCUUGGAUCGGGUUGUCAACAAUCUCCUUGUUUGGUUUACAGUGGCUGCUGGGAUUUUUCACUUUCUUCUACCCGCGUGCGGAAUCAACAACAAGGGCUAACAUGGCUCCAUGGCAUGCUUUUUUCGGCAUAGUCCUUUUCUUUAUGACCAUAGUGACUGCCGAGACUGGAUUGACACAAAAAUUCAUUUUUCAAGGCCUACUACGCAGCCAAGAAGCUUUGAUGAUCAACUUUACUGGAUUGUUAAUACUCCUAUUUGGAAUAUUUGUUGGCCUUAGCGUCAUCCUUCCCAGAAGAAACUACUAACGGCCGUCCGUUAACGAACCAUAUUAUUUUGUUUGUAUUGGAUGUCUUCAAUUGUUUUCAUCACUUUAUUCUAAUAUGCCAAUAAUAAUUGCGGAAUGCCAUUUGUUUGUUCAAAUAA
Molecule: messenger RNA, 824 nt
Organism: Helianthus annuus (common sunflower)
Lineage: Eukaryota; Viridiplantae; Streptophyta; Magnoliopsida; Asterales; Asteraceae
Product: probable ascorbate-specific transmembrane electron transporter 2
Exons: 4
Coding region: 35-706 (223 amino acids)
Molecular function (GO): oxidoreductase activity
Source: RefSeq, a predicted model, not a curated record